ACAAAUGUACUUUUUCGUUUCCGUAUUGUCUAUGCUGAAACAACAGGAUAUACCUUAUAAACAGUACGAUACUCGGUCUAGUAAACAGUUAUAAUGCUGCUUAAACUGUCUAGUUUAACGCAUAAUAAGACAUCAGUUAUAUCAGUAAUAAAUCAGAUAUUAGUAAUCGCACAUGAAGCGGGCGCGAAUAAUACUCGAGUAUCACCUCUUAAGGUUUCUCUCUCUUAUACUUCCGAAGGUCAGUUUUGGCCCUAUAUGUCAAAAAAUAUUUACUCUGCGGUUACCAUCUGCCGCGGAUGUACAUGGCCCAAUGUUCUUGGCCAAAACCUAAGCUUAUAUACUUUUUAGAUAUGAUGGAAAAAGUAUGCCCGCCGACGUGAACGCUCAGCAGACAAGUAUUGGCAAUAUUUAGUUUAGGUACAGGUCAGUGAUCGGCGGUGAAUAACCCCAGUAUUUGCCGGAAACUUUCGGUAAAUUUUGAAUAUGGAAUGUAUAGAGCAUGGUAGGGUGGGGGAAGACGGAGCGCACUUUUCAUUCUAAUUGUUUUCAAGAUGACCGAGCCUAGGCACAAACUUAUGUACUGCAAGUUCCCAUACACUGACUUUAACAUAUGACCAUUAUACUCUUCGCCGUUCUUGUGACAUAAAUUAUUUUACUUUUGUCCACAAGCGCAUCACAGUUUCUGGUUUAAAACAGGCAACUACAUUUCAGCAAUAAUUUUUUUGAGGCACUGAAUGGAAGAGAAUCAAAAUAAAUGCUUUGCCGCAAUCCUGCCUGUAUAAUUACAGUCUAAUGUAGAACUCGUUAUCGAUUUCUUUGUAUAAUAGUUUUGCAGCAUACAUAGCCUAUUCACGCAUUUAUUGAAUUCCGCGUAUUGGGUUAUUUUGUUGCAAUAACGUAUCAGCAAUUGGCAAUUGACUUCUGUCUAAAUUUUCCAAGUCUCUCAACUCGACCGCACAGCAUUUUAAACUGUUUUCUAUGUUGCUUGAAUGAGGACUGAAAUAUGAUUCGCAUACCAUACAAGGCCCACGGCAAUAUUUACAAAGACCUGCAAGUUGUAUAGUGGCAGCUACAACUGCUGUGUCAAUACGCCAUGGCAGCUUGGUAAGCAGAAAAAGGAAACUCUCGCCCCCAUUUAGAAACGAGGUGUGUUUAAAGUAGGUGACGAAGAUGUUUGUGGCCUUGUUUUGUACAGCACUCAGGAAAACGUGCUAAGUUAGCCGGCGAAUACAAAAGCAUGACAUACAACUUGUACAUUAUAGCGUACAAUGUAAUUUUAUAUGAUUUUCAAGGUAAUCACUAAAAGUACCUGAGGCAGUGUGAUACUUUACAGCGGCGUAGCAAUGUCUACCGAAACAAAUGCAGAAGAUAAGUUUACGACGAGGAGAAGUAUUGGUAUGUUUAGUGGAGUGUUUGUGGCAUCUGGUGUGGUGAUAGGAUCAGGAAUAUUCAUUUCUCCCCACGGAGUCUUUGGUAAAUUUAAAACGUUGGCUUGUGUCGGUAUAAAAAUGUUAGUUAUGUCUUGUUUUUUAGCCGCUGCGAACUACAGCGUGGGCGUCACGUUGAUUAUUUGGGUGUUUGGUGGACUGAUUGCUAUGCUUUCAACACUGUGCUACUGUGAACUUGCAACUUCGAUACCAGAGUCGGGCAGCGAUUACACUUACCUGACAUACGCGUAUCAUCCAGCAUUGGCAUUUCUUAUACCGUGGAUGAACACUUUGUUACCUACAGCCGACUCUAUUUUAAUGCUGACAUUUGCCCGCUACGCAACAGAACCGUUCUUCGUUGAUUCACAACCACCAGAAGAAAGCGUAAAACUUGUCGCUAUUUGUUUGUUGUUGUUUAUCACAGCUAUCAACGUACUUACCAACAAAUUGGCAGUUCGUUUACAGGUCAUGUGGUCAUACGAGGGAUGGAACGCUCUAUGCAGUGUGACAGAGGAGGUAAAAAAUCCAGGAAAAACAAUUCCAAGAGCAACUGUGGUCACUAUUGGUCUUGUAACGAUCGUCUACCUGAUGAUUAACUGCGCAUACUUCUCAGUGUUGUCAGUUGAUGAAAUGGCAUCUUCUAAGAUCGUUGCAUUACCAUUCGCAUUGAAAGCGAUGGGGGGAGCAUCGUGGAUAGUUCCUCUUACAGUUUGCCUGUGCACUGCUGGGUCUUACAGUGCGGGAAUUCUCACAUUUGGUAGAGGAUCGUACGUGGCAGCUCGACGCGGACAUUUUCCGCAGAUUUUCGGGAUGCUUCACAUACACAAGCGCAUUCCAAGUACAGCACUUGCUCUCAAUUGCAUAGCAGCCAUUGUGCUAAUUAGUAUCGGUCAAUUCUCCACUUUAAUCGACACCUUUGGAUUUGUAAACUGGACUUUCAAAGCCCUUUCUACCUUAGCUGUUUUAAUCAUCAGGAAAAGACUGCCCGAACUUAACAGACCAUACAAGGUACCGACCAUUAUUCCCGUGUUUUUGAUUUUUCUGUCGCUCUUCUUCGUUGUUGUACCUCUCAUAAACAACCCACAUUUCCUGUAUUUUUACGCGAUUGCAUUUUUUGCUGUGGGUCUUCUUUACUAUUUACUCUUUGUCCAUAAAGGAUAUAAAAUUCCUGGUUCGGAACGAACAACACGAUUUCUACAGAAAUUAUUACAAGUUGCCCCGUGCGAGUGGGAAAAGACAAACUGAUAAUAAGUCUUUACAUGAGUGGUUGCUAUUAAACAAAAAACGAAACACCUUUCA
Molecule: messenger RNA, 2726 nt
Organism: Ciona intestinalis (vase tunicate)
Lineage: Eukaryota; Metazoa; Chordata; Ascidiacea; Phlebobranchia; Cionidae
Source: RefSeq, a predicted model, not a curated record